AUGUCCAUCUCAUCUCUUAUCGGCGGCGGCGGUGACACAGGUGCGCUCAACCAAACAGCGCAAUCACAGCCCUCGCCUCCCACCAACGUCCCAGUACCCAACGGCCACAGCAUGCAGCCACCUUCGCCUCGACGUGGCCUGCCCGCUGGUUCACGGUCGGAUUUCCCUCUGUUUCGCCGUCAACCCACCCCAGAACGCAACAUGUACGGCAGCAAUACCUCGCGGCCGUCUGAAGGUCAUGCCUUCUCGGCCGGCUCACCCAGACAGUCCUACAGCAACCAUGGCUCGCCUGAUCCGGGUCGCCAGUCGCUGCCACCAACGACACAAUCCUACAAGCCCAUGAACUUCGCCGGCCACCGCCCCUAUGCGCAGGACACAGGUCGACAGCCUGCCGCGAAUGUCCCACCCCGACCGAACAGCCAACCGAUGGGCCCUCUGGCAAACACCGAACAAGAGGGCAGAUCUUCGUACGACGGGUUCGCAGGCCGGCGCAGCGCCUACGGGCCAAACGAGGAGCGGCGGCGCACACUGGGGGAGUCGCAUCACGCAAGGCCCAAUGCUGCAGAACUCUUAGCAGGCACAAACCACAAUGCCUCGGAGAGGGAUCGGCCCGUGACUGUUCACCCUGUGUCGCAGUCUGGCUUCAGUCCACCGCAGGCGCAGCGCAACAUCUCUGGCUCAUCCGAACCUCCACGCAGUCUGUGGCGGCAAUCAGCGCCCACCGGUGCUGUCCAUGAACCUCCUCAUGACAGUCGCGCAGAGGAACCUCCGCCGAUGCAUCGCACCUAUGGCCCGUACCCCCCAUCCAUGUUGGGCGCUCCCCGAUACGGCGCCCAAAGUUCAGAGGAUAUGUUGCGACGCAGUGUAGACCAGUUGGGCCAUCGCGUAGUCGAGCAGUACCACGCUCCUCCUACCUCCGACCCCAACUCCCUAGAGCGACAGAGGACCGAGCCACUCGCACGCUCUCUAUCCUCCAGCGGAAGAUCACUCUACGAUCAGCCUUCCCGGAUGGGCGAGGCCAUGCAACACUCGAAAUCGCACAUUGGCUUUGGUUUGGAGGCGAGCAGACGAACGGGCAGAGCGUCUCCGCUUCCACAGGCUGUUCAAGGUGCCUCGGCGCAGCCCUUGUCCGUUGGCAAAGAUCCUGGAAUCAAGAGCGAAUUCGGGCGCAUGUUCUCCGGUCUCGGCAGCGGGCUGGGAUCGACGACCCCAUCGCGGGGAAGCCCCAUGCCACAGAACGGCCAGGGCUCAUUCGAAUCGGACAACGGCGAAAUGAUGAGAAGAAUCGGUUCCCAGCAAGGAAGGAAGCCGAAGCGAGUCAAGGAUGAGGAGGGGAUCUUCGACAUCGAGAAUGCUGAUGGUAGAGGAACACCCGUCACCACCAUCACCAUCACCACCAACACAAGCCUGACGAAGACACGGCGAUCCAGCCAACCUCAACUACCAUUAACGGGCGACACCCCAGUCUACCACAAGCUGGCCCAGGCCAAUCAGUUCAUCACCACCACCACAUUGGAGGAAACCCUCAUCACCAUCAUCACCACCACCACACCCCUCGACCUAACCUUCAGCCUAACAAAGAUCCUGAUCAAGGUCCACGACGUACAGCCUGUUCUUGACGAUGCUGCGAAACGCCCUCGCAAACAUCUUGGAUCACAGCUGUACGAUGCAAAGACCGAGCUGCCCAAGCCCAACUCAUCGCUAGAUGACCAGUUCGGAUACGCCUCGAAACCUCAACGGUUGCCUCGUUUCGACGUCAAUCCCAUCAAUUGCACCUUUACUAUCAGAGUGCCGCGUUACUACCUGAAACCACGACAACGCCAGCACGUCGUGUUAGAGAGACAUCUUUGGGGUGCGCGCGUGUAUCGCGACGAUUCAGAUCCUAUUGCUGCUGCGAUCCACUCUGGAUGGAUCCGUGGUGAAUGGGAUGAUACUGUCGACGUCACUAUGCUCGACCCACGCAUCACUGCGCCCAACGACCCAGCCGAUGCCGCUGAUGUUUUAACAAAGGUGCCAGCGGCCCCUGUGACACCACCCGCCGAUAUGGACUUGCAGAUUGAGAUACUCAUCUUGCCGCAACUUCAGGAGUACACGGGUUCCGUCGAAUAUGGCAUCUCGAGCAGGAAGAGCAAGGCUCAUGAGGGUCUCAGCUUCAUGAUCAAUAAGAUUCGAUGGGUUGAGGAAGGCAUCGGCAGCCGAGGACAGGAACGAACAGCAGCGGCAUUGAAGCGACGAUUGGAUGCCAGCGCGACUCUGCUUGCUUUGCAAAGGGGAAUCGACAACACGCACAGGGUCAAUGGCAUGACCAAACUGCAUGCUUGA
Molecule: messenger RNA, 2322 nt
Organism: Alternaria viburni
Lineage: Eukaryota; Fungi; Ascomycota; Dothideomycetes; Pleosporales; Pleosporaceae
Exons: 3
Coding region: 1-2322 (773 amino acids)
Source: RefSeq, a predicted model, not a curated record